Messenger RNA from Nyctereutes procyonoides (raccoon dog), 1266 nucleotides. RefSeq names its product RNA binding motif protein 48 (gene RBM48). Bases 7 to 1110 code for a protein of 367 amino acids. Lineage: Eukaryota; Metazoa; Chordata; Mammalia; Carnivora; Canidae. Gene Ontology annotation, molecular function: nucleic acid binding. The record is from RefSeq and is a predicted model, not a curated record. Gene Ontology annotation, cellular component: nucleoplasm. The transcript has 5 exons.
GGCAAGAUGGCGUCGAGUGGCGGGGAGCUCGGGGGCGUAUUCGAUCACCACGUCCAGAGGGCUGUGUGCGACACGCGCGCCAAGUAUCGGGAGGGGCGGCGGCCUCGCGCUGUCAAGGUAUAUACAAUCAAUUUGGAAUCUCGGUACUUGUUAAUUCAAGGAGUUCCUGCAGUGGGAGCAAUGAAGGAAUUAGUUGAGCGAUUUGCUCUAUAUGGUACAAUUGAACAGUAUAACGCUUUAGAUGAAUACCCAGCAGAAGACUUUACGGAAGUUUAUCUUAUUAAAUUUAUGAAUUUACAAAGUGCAAGGACAGCCAAGAGAAAAAUGGAUGAACAGAGUUUCUUUGGUGGAUUGCUUCAUGUAUGCUAUGCUCCAGAAUUUGAAACAGUUGAAGAAACUAGAAAAAAAUUACAGGAGAGGAAGGCUUAUAUAGCAAGAACUACUAAAAAUAAAGAUCAUUACAUAACAAAGAAGAAACCGGUUACAGAGCUUAAAGACACAAAAGAUUUCAGACAGAACUUCCAUUCAGGGACAUCUGGAUUUCGUGCAGUCACUGUGAAUACUUCUGCUGGCAACUCAGACCCUUGUCUUCCUUAUUCUUGUGAAUUCCCUUUAUGUUAUUUUUCCUCAAAAUGUACAUGUUCGUCAGGGGAACAUAUGGGUAAAGCAUCCAACUUCUCUCAGGACAGUAGAAACCAUGCUAAAACAAUGGAGCAUUGUAUGCACAAUGACUCUUUGCAGAAGAUACAAAUGAAACCUUUAAAAAAUUCUUUGGCCUUCCCUGGUGCACAAAAGGCUAUUACUUCUUCAGAGGCAGUUGAGAGAUUUAUGCCUAGGACAACACAACUGCAGGAGCGGAAAAGAAGAAGAGAAGACGAUCGUAAAAUUGGAACUUUUCUUGAAACAAGCACAAGUAGUAAUGAGGUUAUGAUUGGGCCUCUGUUACCAGACAUACCUAAAGUGGACAUGCAUGACGACUCGUUGAAUACCACAGCAAAUUUAAUUCGGAAUAAACUUCAAGAGGUAAUUUCAUCUGUGCCAAAACCUCCAGAAGACAAGCUGGAAGAUGUGCAUUCAAGUCGUCCAUUAAAACAAAGAAGAAGAAUAUAGAUUGCCAGCAGCAAAUUAUGUUUCCUGAGGGACUAUUUAUUAUUUUUAGCCUGUCAUUUUAAUUCUUGAAGAGGUUGUACUGCUGGAAUUUUCUAAUGCAUUCCUCUUUGUAAUAUCAUUCAACCUACUUAUUUAAUAAAAUUUCAUCUUUUAAAA